Puntigrus tetrazona (Sumatra barb) is the source of this 1313-nucleotide messenger RNA. RefSeq names its product N-acetyltransferase 16, like (gene nat16l). Gene Ontology annotation, molecular function: acyltransferase activity, transferring groups other than amino-acyl groups. The record is from RefSeq and is a predicted model, not a curated record. The transcript has 5 exons. The coding region runs from base 1 to 1164 and encodes 387 amino acids. NCBI's taxonomy places the organism in Eukaryota, Metazoa, Chordata, Actinopteri, Cypriniformes, Cyprinidae.
AUGCUUUACUUGUUAGCUAACCAAAAGAAAUAUGUCCAGACUGUUUUUACAAGCCUGCAGGAGUUGAAAGUCCUUGUUAGACGGUCUUGUCACGACUCUCGCGAUCACAUGAUCAUAGCAAGACCAAACUACUGCUUCUCGAAAGACUAUUUAACCUGUUCAGAAGUAACAAUGGACUCGCGUUGUGUGGGUGAAAGUGAUGGACUGACCUUCUGUCUGGCCAGACCAGAGGAUUACGAUGACGUGAUGGCCAUAUCACAAGACAUAUAUUUUGGCAAUGACUACCUUCCACAUCGCUAUCACUCCUGGAUGACUGAGCCAGGAAGAGUGGUUAUUAUAGCACGGAGAGAUAGGAAGCUGGUGGCUCUGGAGUCAGGCCUGCUGGUUGAUGGAGGUGAAACUGUAGUAGUCGAGGGAUUGAGAGUGUGUCCAAACGAAAGAGGUUGUGGUCUGGCGGGAGUGAUCCAGAGAUUUGUUGAUGGCUACAUGAAGAAGGUCUACCCUAAUGUGAAAGCCAAGCGCCUCACCAGAGGGGAUGACCCAGGGCCUGAAAAACUGAGCAAGUUCACGCUUCUGGCCAGACGGGCCGCUCUCUCUCUAUGGGGGGAUUCUGAAGGUUUUGAAAGCUUUGUCUCAGGUCUGAAGGAAAAAUUGGAUGUGUCAGAUGAGUCUAAAAGGAGCGGUCCUUUAGUGCCAUUAAAGGACUUGGAUGCUCUUAAGACACUUCUCUUGGAUUCAGAUUUGUCUUCCAGACUUCAGCUUCCAGGAGGCGCUAUCAUCCAGGACUGGCAGCCCUUGAAACUCAUGGAGAGUAACCUUCAUAUCUUGGCAAGGCGAAACCUGACGUGGUUUGUAGAUGGUUCCGGUGGGAAACCCCUUUUCAUGAGCUUCCACACACCUCCCUAUCCUGUUCCCUUCAACGGAGGCUCUCUACGCUUUAAUAUCGACCUGUACGGGACGGACACUUCUUUAGCAAAGAAGGCACUAACAGCUCACCUGAACAGCGUGAAAAGUGAGAUUCAAGGCUUGGUUUUGGUUCAUGUUUAUAUGCACCAGAGUCUAUGGGAAGAUUUAAAGCAGUUUUGUGAGGGCCAUGACACAGUGAAGCAGCUCAGGGAUUACUGGGAGCAGCUGUUUUUAGAAAAGAGCUAUAAUGAUAUCUAAAGAGGGUAUAGAGGGGAAAAAAGACGCCGGCAAUAAAGAAAGACUUGUUUAAUUUUUUGGUGAUUGAUGUUGUAUUAGCCAUAAUGGAGUUGUCAGCUUUGUUUAAACAAACUAUUUGUUCGACAAAUUAAAUCGGUUUAAGAUAUUGU